AUGACUUCUAAACAAUCGCCAACACCUUCUGGUAUAAUCACAAAAGAUAAUGGAGAAAGAGUUAUACCGGCAAGUAAACGACCAGAUGGAACCAUUCGAGCGGAACGUAAAGUGCGUCCAGGCUACAUUCCACCAGAAGAUGUUCCACUUUAUAGAAAUAAAUAUGCACAAGAGACUAUUCAGCCAUUAGAUAAUGAUCAAGUUAAUAUCCACAACAACAACAAAGUUGAUGAUAAUAAAGGAGAAAUGUUAAAUAAAGAACAAUUGAUCGAGAUGAACAAGAAAAAAAUAAAAGCUUUAGAGAAAAAAAUCAGACAAAUUGAAAGAAUUAAAGAAAAACAAGAUAAUGGCGAGAAUUUAAUUACAGAUGAACAUGAAAAACUUAAAAAAUUGGAACCAUUUAAAGAAGAGUUAAAUCAAUUGUUAAAUGAAAUCAAAGAGCAGGAAGGUGAAGGGAAAAAAGGUAGCAGUGGGAAAGGUGGUAGAAAUGGAAAAAAAUAA
This is a messenger RNA of Entrophospora candida, 501 nucleotides long. Lineage: Eukaryota; Fungi; Glomeromycota; Glomeromycetes; Entrophosporales; Entrophosporaceae. The record is from the annotation of a GenBank genome assembly.